This is a messenger RNA of Athene cunicularia (burrowing owl), 6056 nucleotides long. It is a transcript of the gene QPCT, whose product is annotated as glutaminyl-peptide cyclotransferase. The record is from RefSeq and is a predicted model, not a curated record. The transcript is spliced from 7 exons. Bases 1 to 1185 code for a protein of 394 amino acids. NCBI's taxonomy places the organism in Eukaryota, Metazoa, Chordata, Aves, Strigiformes, Strigidae. Gene Ontology annotation, molecular function: zinc ion binding; glutaminyl-peptide cyclotransferase activity.
AUGCCCGUCACACCGCCGAGGAGCGGGCAGCGGGCGCGGAAGAUCUGCCAGGGGCAGCGAGUGAAUUUGAGGGCAAACCCAAACGGGAUGAGAGGGAUCAACCUCCGAAGUGACACUCAUAGAUCACUCAACUGUAGUCCAGGUUGCAGCGUGACGACGGUGAUUCGGGGAACGGUGUCUUGUUAUAACAAUCUUUCCUUUUUCUCCCUUCUGCAGUAUUCUCACCAACCAAGAAUUUUACAUUCUGAUGCUAUUCAAAAAGUUGCAGCAAACACAGAUGUUUCUGAAAUGUGGGAGAAUGAUUUGCGCCCUAUCCUGAUAGAAAGAUACUCAGGGUCACCAGGAAAUUAUAUCGUACGACAGCAUAUCAAGCACCGUCUUCAAAGAUUACAGGCUGGUUGGGAAAUUGAAGAAGAUACAUUUCAGAGAUAUACACCAUAUGGAUAUCAAACAUUUUCAAAUAUUAUCAGCACUCUCAACCCCUCUGCAAAACGCCAUCUAGUUCUUGCUUGCCACUACGACUCAAAAUUCUUUGGACAACAAUGGCAGGAGAGAGUGUUUAUAGGAGCAACAGAUUCAGCUGUGCCUUGUGCAAUGAUACUGGAGCUGGCACGUGCCCUGGAUAACAAGCUGCAGUUAAUCAAGACGAGCUCAACAUCAAGACCAGACCUUUCACUUCAGCUUAUAUUUUUUGAUGGAGAAGAAGCCUUUGUCCGGUGGUCCCCUUCUGAUUCCCUCUAUGGAUCUCAACACUUAGCUCAAAAAAUGGUAUCUACUCCACAUCCACCUGGUUCAACAACCACAAAUCAGCUGCAGGGCAUAGACCUGCUUGUACUACUGGAUUUAAUUGGUGCACCAAACCCAGUCUUUCCCAAUUAUUUUCCUAACACUGUUCGAUGGUUUGAGAGGCUUCAGGCAAUUGAGCAAGAGCUACACAACAUGAAUCUGCUGAAGGAUCACGUUGCUGAAAGUCAGUAUUUCCAGACUACUUUACAUCGAGGCUUGGUUGAAGAUGACCACAUUCCGUUUUUAUUAAGAGGGGUUCCAGUCCUACAUCUGAUCCCAUCCCCUUUUCCUGCAGUAUGGCAUACCAUGGAGGACACAGAAGAAAACCUUGACAAAACCACUAUCGACAACCUCAGCAAAAUCCUGCAAGUGUUUGUACUGGAAUAUCUAAACCUGUGAUAGACAAAAUGGCAACAAAUCAUACUCCAUUCUAAAUACUGUUUGCCUACCUUCACAUUUUCUAUUUAAUUGCAUAGGAGAGCACUAAAGCAAGCAAAAUACGAUAGCUCUUGCUAGACUGGUUACUGAUUCAGCUAUUCCUGGCCCAAUGUUCCAUGUAGCCAAAUAAGAGAACAUUAAAUAAGAAUUAGUUUGAGCCUGGAAAGAGUUUGAUCUUUCCAUGUCUUACAUCUGAAUAAAAAAACCCCAGAAUUUUUCCAGAUUGUUAUCACUGGUUUAUGUCACAUAUUAAGAUCCCAGGAGGGAAUGCCUUCCAACUUAAGUGUUAGCAUUAUUUUAAAAGGUAUGACCAACUUUCAGCAAUGGAUAUUUAUACUACAUUAUGGAAAGAGGCAAAAAUCACACUAAAACAAACCUCCACUUUGAGCUAAACCACCUCAUCCUGAAAUAAACUGCUAGAACUCCUGACACACAGAAGGGCUUUUUAAUCCUUUGCUCCGUCUCCUCCUUUCUGUACAAGGAGGGCUGCAAGGACUCUUCUCCCCAGACAGCAGGACACCAGGAAGCAAGAGAAAUAACUUAAAGUCAAUUUUCUCCCUGUUGUUUGUAGAAUACUUUCUGAUGGUGAAGGGUGGUGGGAAGUGAUGUUAAGAGGAAAGUACGUGGGGGUUUCCAUCAUGGUUUGACUGCAAUAUGGGACAUAUAAAGAGAAGAGUAAGUGGUGUGUGGGAGCAACGCCCCAGCACACACCAUUCAUUCGCAGUUUGGCCCAAAAUAAAGAUACCUGCUGUUUUUAAUACAGAUUACAUCAGAAGUAAUCAUACUAGGAGUGAUCACUUUAGAAAUCAUAGUUUUAUAUCAUUUUAAUGGUAAAGUGCUAUCUAUCAAGUAAAAUAAGUAUCAAGAGUCAGAAGCAAGAAGACAGUUUAAGCACCAAAAAGUAAAAGACAAACCAUAGCCUAUAUCAGAAAAAGAUACCAGUUUAACAACCCUGUGUUUUUAUAUUCCUUACUGGAAAUAUUCAAUAAAUUUAGUAUAAUACUCUGGCAAAAACCUAGCCUGGAAUGAAAUCAACAGGAGAAGCCAGAACAGUAUUCAGAAGCUACCUACAGAAUUAUGGUUUCUACUGGUGAGAAAAAGAGCAGCAUUUGAAAAAAAAAAAAACAACAAAACAAACCAAACCAAAAAAAAACCAAAAAUCAAAAUCAAGCUGGUAGGUGAACUGGGAAAAAACAAGUCAGUAUUCUACUGCUCCAAACCUCUUCCAUUAGAAAGUUCUAUCCUGGGCAGAGAUUUAAAAAGGAAAUAAGCUAUGAAGUUGUAGGCAUGUCAGAUCUGGCCUGUAUUUUACCAUUUUCCUAAAGCAAACAUUUCUGAACUUAAGACAGUAUUUACAUAUGUAUCUUAAAGUCACAAUAGAAAUAUUUACAGCAAUGCAAAGUAAAAUUUUACUAUUACAGGACAGCCCGAAAAUGAAAUUCAAUCUAGUUUUGUUGCUCAAGAUGGAAUGAAAGCAUUUUGUUUUCCCAUCACUUUAACAUUUUAAAGAAAUUUUUCUAUUUUGCAUGCAACUUCUGAAAUAGAAUACAACACAAAUACUAAAAACUGGAUGAGUGUUUAUUUUCAGAUAUUACUGUACAUCUGUGUAAUUACAUCAAAACUAUUUGAAUUCUGUCAUAUUCUCCUCUACUUCAGCCCAUCAGAAAACAUGCUAAACAACUAAAUUAAAUCUUCUGAGGUUUGAAUACUCUGAGCAGUGUAAGGCACCUACUGCAACCUUCUAAGUGGUGAAAAAAGAUAACAAAAUGGCUAUAUACAGAAGUAUUAAACUUGAGUUUGUGUGGCUAAUUUGUUUUUACAGGUGAACUCUUACGAUAUUUCAUACUUUGCAGGGCCUUUAAAAAAUGCAUUAUGCAUUUGCAGUGUUCACUGCUACUCUGCUUCUUCAAGAAUUUGAAAGUUAACUUAAAAUAGGCUUCAUUAUAAAAUGUGGGAUCAGUAGGUUGUUAUAACUGGGAAAAGCCUAUUUUUUAAAAUCUGUAUUAGUUAGUUGAAACCAUAACUUAGCCAUGUAGUACACCAAAUAUCUGGCAUAUCAAUUUUGUCGCCAACUUCUCGCUGUCUGAGCAUGCAGUUCUCUUAUGUUUACUCAGCUCAAAGAAAUGAUACGUACAUUGAUGUAGUAUGAUUCAAUGGUUCUCAAAACAUGAAGAAAACAUGAAGAGGCUUGUUUUUUUUCUUUUACUUUGGGUUUUGGGGUUGGGUUUUUUUGGUACAGGAAAAGAGGGCCAUCUCUUAGCUGGAUGUGAGCCCUGGAAAGGGUUUACUUAAGGAGAGGGAUCAUCAUCUUAGCAAUUUAUAUGAUCUGUCAUUCACUUGGAAAAAAAAUAACUGCUGUAAGCAAAACUUACAUCAACCCAGUAACCACAUGAAUUUCCCCCAAAAGCACAAGAACCUGAAGCAGUCAGUAAAGCAAAGACAUGGUGUAAGGUGAAUUCUCACUACUACUAAGGCAGAGGAGAACAAGGAUGUCAGUCUAGCUGUUUGAUAAACACCCAGAAAACAAAAAAUACAAGUGAAAAGACCAGGACUGGUGUAUCUUCCACUCUCAGUUUCAACACUGAAUAUCACUAAGUAUCCAGAUCCAUAGGAUCUGGACAUUCACAGUACCAUCACUUCACAAUUCAGACACAGGCUUUGUGUUAAAGAAACUAUCCCCAGACAGUUUCUCUGUCCCUGUUGGAUGGUGGCAGCAAGGGGACAGAAAUCAACUGAGGGACUUCAACUAACCUCAUAAUUACAUAUAUCAGCAGAAUUGCUGCACAGGUUCUUUCCUUGAAUAGGAUUUGUCACAUCUCAGUCAAGGGGGUUGAAAAAAAUUAAAGUCUACCCACAAGAGAAUGGCUUGUCUUCCCAAAGGUGUGUGUGGUUAUUAGCUGGAUAAAGGAAACACAGAACAGAAUGAACUCAAAGAGCCAUUACUCAACAGGUAAAGCUGCAAAAAUACCGCAUAUUAGUUAUUUGUAUUUUAGUAGAUGCUCUAGCUCCUUUUGUAUCAGGAUAAUGCAGAUUUUCACAAGAAUCUUAAGCCUAAGUUAAUGGUACAUGCCCUCAAAUUCUGUAAAGCUUGAAGCGUUUACCUACAAGUGAAGUGAUCCUAUGCAAUCACAGUUGGAAUAAGAUAAGGGAGUAACAAUGUCAAAUCCUCUGGUAAACAGAAAUGAUAGCAAGUACCAGCCCUCUUUUUUUCUCUAGCUGAGGCAGCAUUCCUAUCACUAGGAACGAAGAUGAUAUAAAUUAGCAUUCUUAUUCACCACAUUUCAAAUAAACAUUUAGAUCGUGACCACCUAACAGUAAAAUACAAUUAGAAAAGACAAAAUGCAAUAAAAAUGCUUUCUGUAGAAUUAUUACAAGGACCCAGUCUACACUGGUAGCAGACCCAGCAAAGCAGUUCUGAAGUUUCACACAUCUGCUCACUGAGACUGAAGCCAAGAGCAUCGCUUAAUCAAUAUAUAUAAAAAGAUAACUACAAAAUUUUGUACACAAAUUACCACUUUUUCCUUGUCAUUUAAGGAUGACACUGAUUUUAUUUUCCUCGUAUAAAAGAUGACAUUUUACUCUGUGCUGAUUUAACAAAUAUUCUUAAUAUAUCCAUAACAAUAAAGCAGCUAAAAAGCUGUUCUAAUCUCUAAAAGAAUCUUUAUCAUCUGCACAUAUGUUAUAUAUUGUAAACAAUCACUCGAAAAAAUAAUUCUGUUAAAGUGAUUUUAUAUUGCACUCAGAAUUCUGGGAUUCUCAUUCUCCCUUCUCCUUUUAAAUCAAAUAUCAGCUUCAUUUUUCAAUAAAAUGGAGCUUUAAUUUUCUACUAAAAACAAACAGGCAUGCAAUCAAUAUAAUACAACAUAUUUAAAAUGUCAGAAAAAGGGCAAAUGUUUGGUUAUGAAACUCGAGUAAGGAACAAUUCUUAUACAGGCCACAUGAGAGUAGUAUAUUGUAAACAUUCUGCUGGCUCUAAGGUCUUGCAGAUGCUGUAGAGUGCAGUCUAGUUCAGCACCCAAGAGGUACAGAGAAUCUGUUCAAGUGUUCUGUACUUCAGUGAAUUUCCACGCAGCAAUGUCAUGUGUGAUAGACUACACAUAAAGACGGAGUCAUGAAACAAAGGUGAUUACUGAGGUAAUACUGACCUCAUAGAAACCAGACAAUGGUUCUAAGUUAAUUGGAAUCUUUAAAGGCAAGUUUUCCAGGUCAUUACAUUUUCUAACACAGCAAUGAAACUGUUACUCUUGCUGCAAAUGAAGUACAGAACUAGAUUCUCUACUUGUAGCUUACAUGGACUGUAUACCAGUGGCAGCCUGGUCACUACCCUCAGCCUAAAACAUCCCAGCAAGAAACCAUCAGGCAGAAUGUCACCUGGCUUUGUUUGCAAGAGUGACACCCUCCUCCAUGCAUUGCAGCGAGAAACACAGGUGGUGGAGGAAGAGGGAGGGAAAAAAAGAAGAAAGCAAUGUCCUUAUGCAGAAAAAGAAAUACUCAACCAGUGUGAAGAGGCCAAAGAUCUUUAAAAUUCAAAUGAAGGCCGUUUUCUCAACUCAGUUCUACAAGAGAAAGAUUUCACUAUCAAACCCAUUACUCUUUAGGUAACAUAUCAUCUUUGGAGUCCCUGAGAUACUACAGCUCCAUAUAACCACCUUGGACAAAUGGAGACACUUAGUAUACAGAUUAACAAGGUGGACGCCAAUAUAUAGCACCCUGAGUUGCAAGUGAAACAACAGGAAUAGGCAACCCAUUCCUCAACAGCCACCAGAUGCAGAACAAAGUGCAGAGAAGGUAUUGGCUAGGGAAUGAUAAGAUACAUACUGCACAGGAGGAAA